This is a messenger RNA of Ruditapes philippinarum (Manila clam), 4053 nucleotides long. RefSeq names its product ER membrane protein complex subunit 1-like. Gene Ontology annotation, cellular component: EMC complex. Gene Ontology annotation, molecular function: protein binding. The transcript has 22 exons. The coding region runs from base 25 to 2952 and encodes 975 amino acids. The record is from RefSeq and is a predicted model, not a curated record. NCBI's taxonomy places the organism in Eukaryota, Metazoa, Mollusca, Bivalvia, Venerida, Veneridae. Gene Ontology annotation, biological process: protein folding in endoplasmic reticulum.
UAGGUACCAUACAUCGUUUCCAAAAUGGCGUCUACCGGUGGAUUUAUCCUUGUAUUCAGCACGUUUUUGGCAUGUUUCCUGUGUAUUUCUGCUCUGUAUGAGGACCAAGUUGGCAGUUUUGAUUGGCGGCAGCAGUAUAUAGGAAGGUAUAAAACUGCAUACUGGGAGCAGGUCGGGGGCUCAGCAGGUGGAAAGAAAUUGUUUGUGUCAUCUGAGAAAAAUGUCAUAGCUUCAUUGAAUACAGCUAAUGGAAAACUUAUUUGGAGGAAAGUGUUUGAAGAGGGGCGUCGAGGGGAGGUGGAUGAUAUGAUCUAUAAUGGAGAUAUUUUGGUAUCUGUGUUGGGUGGUCGUCGUGUCGCUGCAUGGAGCCCAGGAUCCGGAAACCUGCAAUGGGAGUCAUACCUAGAUGGCAGUGACAAACAUAAAGGUGUGGUACAGUUUGUUGGAGAGAGUGGACUUGUUGUAGCUCUCACAGCAGAGAAAGUUUAUGCCCUACAGAUGAGAGACGGUAGCCAGGCUUGGGAUGUUGAAUUAUCUAACAGUGAUACAGUCAACUAUAAUAAACUGCAAGUGUUUGACGGGAAAAUUUAUGUGGUUGGCAUGACAGCAGGGUCAGAGGUCAAGGUCAUUUCAAUUGGACUUGAUGGAGCCGUUCUUUCAACAAAACCUGUCUUGGCUGGUUUCUUAAGAAAGGAUACAAAGUGUCGGAUAGUGGAAGAGAAAUAUCUGAUGUGUAUAUGUUGGAUGUCCUCGUCAUUUCAUGUCCUUAAUCUUAAAUCACCGCAGGGCUUUGUAUCCACAUCAGCUCAGGAUUUAGGUCAUGAUAUAACUGAGGAGUCAAGAUGGAUCGAACAAUAUUCUCCAAGUAUGAAAGGGGAGGCUGUUCAAAUAAACAAAGAUCGUACAAUUCUUGUGACAGUCAAGGACAAUGGAAAAGUCAUUGUGAUGAAAGAUCUACCAAAGAGUGUAAUAGCAUCUACUGUGCAGUAUGAGGGCAAAGAUUACAUUAUAAGCUUGGAACAGACAGGGCAUGAGGAAUUGACAGUGAAUAUGUAUGAGACAAAUACAGGGGACCAAUUAUCCGAGGCCAAUCAUAAAAUACACUACAUGAAACAUCAUGGCCGACCUUUACAGGUAACAUGUGUUCUUGGUCAGAGAAAAGAUGGAAAAAUGGCAUAUAAACUGGCACUACUGUCUGAGGAUUAUGCUGUCCAACUCUUUCAUAAAUCAGGUAAAGUAGCAUGGAGAAGAGAUGAGUUCUUGGCUUACACUGUUGCCGUAGAAAUGGUUGACCUUCCUGUGUCUGAGAACCAGGCCAAGUUUGAGGACGAGUUUGGUUCACAUGAAGACAAUGUUAUGACCAUGUUUGUAAAGAGGGUGAAAACUCAACUCUCACAAUUACAGACAUUUAUCAUACAGCAGUUACAUAGAUUACAGGGAGUAAAACAUCAUACUGUGAUAGAGGAGGGGGAUGAUGAUGAUACUGAAGAUGAAGAAUUGUUACGAGAUGAAUUUAGUCUUCAUAAAAUCAUCGUCAUAGUAACCAGUCCUGGCAAGAUUGUUGGAAUGAAGACGGUCAAUGGGCAUUUACUCUGGCAGCAUUUUCUUCCAGAGUUAGGUCCCUUUGAUAGAUUUGGGAGGGAGAAAGUGUUACUGCAUGUACAAAGAACGACAGCUCAUUUCCCGAACCCACCACAGUGUGUGGUACUGGGAAGGAACAGGGCUUCAGGACGUGGGCAGCUGUUUGCGUUUGAUCCUAUCAGUGGCCACAGUGUUGCACAGAUGCCCCCUGGUGGACUACAUCUGCCGUACAAUAUUCAGCAAGCAUUUUUACUGGGAGAAUGGGACGAGCAUUUUAUGAAGGCCUUGAUUAUGUUAGAUGAUAGUUUCACGAUACACACCUACCCAACCAGUGCCCAGAAAUUUGUAGAGAAUCAUAGAUCAUCUAUUUAUUUGUACCUGGCAGAGGUUGAUAACAGUCUACUGAGCGGAUACAGAUUGGUUCUCAAUCAAAAUAAGUUAUCAGCAGACAGUGUAUGGACAGUUAAUUUACAGAAUCAGAGGCAGAAUAUCAAAAUUACCAACAUUGUAGCUAAAUCAGUCCAUGAGCACACAUAUUCUCAAGGUCGUGUGUUAGGAGACAGAAGUGUGUUGUAUAAAUAUCUGAAUCCCAAUGUUGUGGUAAUCACUACAGAGGGUGAAGAGCCUGCCACGUCUCAGCAGAAAGGAUAUCCUGUGAUCAAUGUGUAUGUAAUAGAUGUGAUAACUGGUCACAUGAUCUUCCAUGGUAACCAUAGAAAAGCCCAGGGACCGUUGCAUAUAGUACAUUCUGAAAACUGGGUUGUAUAUAGUUAUUUUAACGCAAAACAACGUCGACACGAGAUGGCAGUGUUAGAGAUGUACGAGGGUAAGAACCAAAGUAAUGCCACAGUGUUUUCCUCGUUCACGGCUCCCCAGCAACCUCUUGUGAUGAGACAGAGUUUCAUCUUCCCUCUACCCAUGUAUACAAUGACUACAACAAUAACAGAGAAAGGAAUUACAACCAAAGACCUUUUAAUUGCCUUGAAAAAUGGUGGAGUAUUUACAUUACAAAAAGCUUUCCUGGAUCCUAGACGACCAUUAACCCCUACACAGGAAACACAAGAGGAGGGGACAUUCCCAUAUAUUCCAGAGUUACCUGUUCAUACAGAGGGUAUGAUAAAUUAUAACCAGACUUUGUAUCAUGUACAAGGAAUUCACACAUCACCUACAGGGCUAGAAUCUACUUCAUUAGUACUAUGUUAUGGAUUAGACAUGUUCCACACAAGAGUUCAGCCAUCUAAAAUGUUUGAUGUUUUGAAAGAGGAUUUUGAACACUGGUUGAUUGCUAGUGUAGUGUUGUCCAUGUUAGUCGCGUCAUUUAUUACUCAGAAAUUAGCGUCGAGAAAAGCUUUAAACCGUCAGUGGAAAUGAUGAAAAGUUUGUAAAAUCUAGGUUCAAAUUAGAAAGAAGUAUUUUGCCAUUUGUAUUUAACAAAAUACAGGGUCUACAAAGAAGGAUUUAUGUUUUGAGUUAAAAAGGUUGGAAGGAAUAAUUAAGCUAGUCUUGUGUUUUACAUUUUGGUGCAACACUUGGAUUGACCUAAUUUUACAGUGUCCAGUGAAGAGUCAUGGUUAGGUAUAAAACUGAUGUAAAGGUAUAAUAGAUUUAAAGCAAGUCAAGUAUAGAAGAUGCACUAGUCAGGAAUUAGUGUAAAAAGGAAAGAAUUUAAACUGAUAUAUGCUUUGAAACUGAUAUUGAUACUGUUUGGUUUUUUUGUCUUAAAUUUUUUCAUUUCAUUCCGCACAGGAUUGCUGAAAUGUUAAAUUCUUAUUGUUUCCCAAAUAUUAUUAUGAAAAGUUUUGAUUUAUACAUUUAAAAAAAGUAAUGGUUCUAUGCAGAAAAAAAAAACCCACAUUAAAAUUGAACUUGUUACCUACUGGAAAUGAAAGUGAUUAGCCGUAGCCUCAAGUAUACAGCCAGUCCAACCAGUUACCGACACUCAGCGGACACAUCUAUAUAGUGUGACCAGGCUAAAAUCUUUGCAUUGUGAUAUCGCAAUUCCUUACACUUAGAUUGAACUGCUCUAAAUUUAAUGCACAUAAAUUCAGCAAGUGAAGGGUUACGAUAAAAAAAACUGUUUAUCAGACAGUCAUGAUUUAGAAAUGAAGUUUAAUCGAAUAUUUAUUAGCAUGUCAUAAAUUCCAGAUUUAUAUAAGAACUUUUUUUUUCUUCAUAACAAACUUGUGGCAUUAACAGAACAAAAGUGUGUUCAUGUACUCGAAUUUUUUUUUAUUAAUUAUUCACAACAGGGUAAGGAUUAUUUUGAAAAUAUUUUAAUAGUUAAUGUUAUUAUGCAAAUAUACUAAGUAACUAACCCUCUCAAAAAUACCAGUAAUAGGUGUCAUUUAACUGACUAUCGUAAUCCUUGUGGUGUACAUGUAUGACACCCUAGACAUUCCAUAUCCAUGAUUAUACCAAAUGUUUGUAUUGUGUUCAUUUUGAUGGUGCAGUUAACAAGUUCUGUGGCUAAAU